Messenger RNA from Stomoxys calcitrans (stable fly), 828 nucleotides. RefSeq lists its product as uncharacterized. The transcript has 2 exons. Lineage: Eukaryota; Metazoa; Arthropoda; Insecta; Diptera; Muscidae. The record is from RefSeq and is a predicted model, not a curated record. The coding region runs from base 98 to 736 and encodes 212 amino acids.
AUGCAAAACUCGGACAUCUUUUUGUGGCAUCGAUCAGAGCGACUAAAUUAAAAAAAAACGGUUUCAGUUCUUCACUUAGCUUGGAAUUUAAAAGAUUAUGUUUAAGCAGACAAGUAGUAUUCUUGCAUAUGUUCUCAUUCUGCAAUUGAGUUACAAGGUAACCAAUGGGAAUGUUAUUUUUCGAUUUGGCUUUGACUUUGGUGCAAACUCGAAGGAGACGUCAUUGCAAACUUCUUUACAAAUAGGAGAUAAAGCUCGAUUCUCCACCAACAAUCAACAAGAAACAUUUACUACAAAUGCCCCCUUUUUAGAUGAUAUUUGGACUCGGCAAGCUAACCUUAAUGCCACCGCUAAUGACAAGCUGCAGCUGACUCAAUUGGCGGUGACACAAUUGAAAAAUGAAUUAAUCGAUGUGGUUGAUCGCAGUGAAUAUCUAACAGCAAAGAUUCAACUGAUGACAGGCUACAUAAGCAAGGUCGAUGUGACAAUGGAAUCCACAGCAGUCAAUCGGUUUAAAAUUCUCCAGCACUUUGUUGAGCUAGUGGAUGAAUUACGCAAACCACCCGAAGAGAAUGUAGGGGGCGAAAAAUCCUUGGAUUAUAUCGUAAUGAAAAUGGGUAUACAGAAGCACAAAUUGGUUGAGUUGCAAACUGAAAUUCUAGUUGAUGUCCUACAAGCUAUGGAAGCCUGGCAAGAAUAUGUCAAGACAAAGAUGAUAGAUGUAACCACAGUUUAAAUUUAGCCAUACUAUUUGAGCAAAUAUGCUUUAAUAUAACUAUCAUAUCCUUAUAACUUACCAAAACGAAAUACAUUUAUAAACACAAUGAA